Dinoponera quadriceps is the source of this 5948-nucleotide messenger RNA. It is a transcript of the gene loco, whose product is annotated as regulator of G-protein signaling loco. The record is from RefSeq and is a predicted model, not a curated record. NCBI's taxonomy places the organism in Eukaryota, Metazoa, Arthropoda, Insecta, Hymenoptera, Formicidae. The coding region runs from base 350 to 4444 and encodes 1364 amino acids. Gene Ontology annotation, molecular function: protein binding; GTPase activator activity. Gene Ontology annotation, biological process: signal transduction. The transcript has 18 exons.
CCUCGAUCGAAGCAUUCCAAAACAUUCGAUCGUCGUAGAGCUUGCACGGGGUUUGCUAGGUGCGAGAGGUUCCGGGUCCUGCGACCGAGCACGGCCUACGGAUGAUCGGGAGAGGUGGGACCAGCAGCAGCAGCCGCUACCACUCGGGGCCGAGCGACUUCGAUCGUCGCGCCGGCGACGAGUCGUCGUCGUCGAGCGAAGGAUGCGCGCUGUAAAGACGGUGCGUGGCGCGAAUAAUGGGGCGGGGGUAUCGCAAUCCCGGAAGUGUCCUCGGCAGCAACGGUGGUGAGUGCACGUGUCUCCUCCGCGAGGAGGAUCUCUCUUGACGGGCCGCAGCGCAGCAGGAAGCAUGCACCAGAACCAGAGGAGGAAGAAGAAGCGAGUGAACUACGGGGUGCGGGCGGUCGAGGUGAUUCGAGGCGUGAAAGGCUUCGGCUUCACCAUCUCCGGCCAGCAGCCAUGCAUACUGAGCUGCAUCGUGCAAGGCAGCCCGGCGGAGAACGCCGGGCUGCGCGCCGGCGACUACCUGGUCGCUGUCAACGGUCACAAUGUCAGCAAGGUGCCGCACGACGACGUGGUGCAGCUGAUAGGCAACUCCAAGGGCAUGCUGCGGCUGCAAAUAGCUGAGAAUUACUACUCGGACUCGUCCGACGAGGAAGGCCUGGCCACCGUGAGAUCCAAGCCCAAGUACGCCCACAAGCCGAGAGCCACCAACGCCGGCGCUCUGCAGCUGCAGUGCAGAGUGGCGAAGGUGGUGAGGGAUCUGCAGAGCGGCGCCAUGUUUCACGCGGUCGGCUCCAGCGCGGUGCUGGAGAACAAGGAUCACUACAGUUACUCGGGCCUGCACUAUCGCUGGAACAUGACGAGUCCGCUGCCGCCGCCGCCCCCUCCGGUGUCCCACAAGCGUGACUCGGAGAAGAUCGUUCACAGGACAGUCGUCGGUUAUCUCGGCACCAUCGACAUACCGAAUCAGCUGCACUCGUCGUGUAUGAUGCAGGUUUUAAGAAAGUGCAUCAAAAGGCUGAAGGCGGAGAAACGAAACCCGACGACCGUUCUUCUCACCAUUCACGUUGCCAAUAUCAAGCUCACCAACUCGGAGAAUCGCGUGAUCGCGGAGUACCCAUCGUAUCGAAUAAUAUUUUGUAACUCCUUCUCCGAGCAGGACAAGCAGUAUUUUGGUAUAUUGACUAAAUCCAUGAGGGACACGGACGAUAUCGUCUCCAACUCGUGUCACGUCUUCACUAUUUAUUAUAAGUUAAUCGACCACCAAGUGCAUUCUAGUGCGUGUAACGUGUUCGGCUUUACGUGCACCAAGUCGUCCGAGCUGAAUGUUUGCCAAGAGUUUCCCGAUAGCUGUACGAAUCUUAUCGGUGCCAUACAAACAUUGUAUAUAUCCGAUUGCACGAACGGCGAGACGAAUCCUUACAACGAAGCGCGCAUACGUUUGGACACCGCCUCGCCUCAGCCGAGCAACGUUAGCACGUCGACCGCUCAUUCCAGCAACAGUGAUUCCGGGAUCGGUUUCAAGGACGACUACGGCAGCUGUUCGGGCAAGAACACUGCGAACGACUGCGGCCGAAGAAGGCAAUAUCCUACCAAUAUGCAAUAUAGGAACGUAACGGCGCGAUCAUCCCGGGAGUCCAUCGGCGAGGCCGCGGGACACCGGCUGGCGGUUCGCGCGACCUCGGAGGUGCGGUGGAACAAGGAACUAAAAUUCGACCCGGCUAAAGAGAUGCGGUCGGGGAAUGGUGGGGGUACGACCACCACCUGCGCCCCUGCGGGAACAUCUGCCCCUGCAGCGGCACGAAGCUGCACUUUGGCCAGUACGUCCGUUGGCUCCCUCGCGUCGGUCUGCACCACGGCGAUGCUCGACGGUAUCGAGGACGACGAAUCGUCCAGAACCACCGCGGGCACGUCGGCGGAGAAGACGAAGCAGCAGCUGCCGGUGGACGCGGCCAAUAACAAGCUCAGCCCGAAGGUUUACUGCGGCGGCAACCAGGUCGCCAAGUCGUUGGUCCACAGCCUCGAGGACGUCAAUUCCAGCAUGGAGUACGCACGACCCUUCUGCCACUCGUACACCGGCAAGCAGGACAACAAGCCACGUCCCUGGGGCAGUCUGCAGGAGAUACGGAAUCUCGGCAACGGCGUCUCGGACAAUUGCAUGACUCGGCAGGAAAAUACAAUCGCGCGUGGGACGGUGAUAUAUUGCGCGUUAGCCGGGAGGAUAUGGGGAAAGAGGAUGGGAAAACGGAGCACGCGAAAGUAUGGCAGUACGGAGUCUUGCGACAAAAAUAAUGACUGCAAAGGAGUACACAUGUGGGCGAAUGGCUUCGAAAAACUCUUGGACGAUCCAAAGGGCUUGCAAACAUUCGCUGAGUUUCUCAAGAAGGAGUUUAGUCAUGAAAACAUAUAUUUUUGGGCUGCUUGUGAGAGAUACAAAGAUACUAAAGACGUUCCUACGCGGCGUCGACUAGCUUGUCAAAUAUACCAGCGUCAUUUGUCGAGUACAGCCGCCGAGCCAGUGAACGUUGACAGUCAUGCAUCGGGGCAGAUUACCCAGGAGUUACUCGACGAAGCACCCGCGGAUCUAUUUUUGCAAGCCCAGAAGCAAGUGUUCAACUUGAUGAAAUUCGACAGUUACCCGAGAUUCCUGCGAUCGGAACUUUAUCGUGCUUGCUUGGAGGCAGGCACCGCCAUAGUUAAUACGGAAGACUGUGAUCUACAUCUUACGAGUUCGCCUAGUGUAAAGUUGAAGAAAAGCCACUCUGAUGCGGAAGAUCGUUGUCGAAAGUCGAUUCUUCCCUGGAACAGAAAGAACAGAUCUAAAUCGAAAGAUCGCGGUGAGACCGAGUACAACAAAGUCCCCAGUCGAAGUGAGACUAUAUAUAAGAGCUUUACAGCUAUUAAAAGAGAAACGGAAGGCAACAAUAAUGAAGACAGCGUGUCGAUAUCCAGUAGUCGAUCAUCGUUAGCGUCAUGGGAUUUGGCACUGCGGCAGUCUUUUAACAAACACUCCGUAUCGUCCUACGAAGGACAAACGAACGAAAAGAAAGAAGCUCGCAGCAAAUGCACGGGAUUGUGUCGAGUAAUAUUGCCCGAUGGGUCCACUACGGUAGUGACAACUAGCCAAACCGACAGCAUUAAAGACGUGGUUACCCGUCUCCUUGAUAAGAGAGCCCUGCGAUACACUAACUAUGAUGUUCUGAUACUAGCGACAGAUGAGAUGGUAGACACGAAAUGUUCUUCAUCAGUAUUAGCAAGCCAAGAGGUGGAGGUCGUUCUCACGAAGGUGCUGAAGGUGGAACUGCCUUCGCGAAGAAUAAUAAGCGUUAUCGCUCACAAGGGUAAAACGCUGAAGGAUGUGCUGAGGCCUCUUCUAAAUAAGUACGGUUUCAAUUUAGAUUUAAUUAGUAUUUGGAGCGAAGGCCAUUGUGUUCCUAUGGAUAUUAUGGCCAUCGGUGCCCCUACACGACUCAUCGUAAUGGCGAAUGAAGAAGAUUUUCAACGGGAGUUGCAUACUGCCAAGUAUCUGGACGAAUUACCACAUGCGCAACCAACUUUGGAUGAAAUCACUAACAAAGUGUUCGAAGAGCUCUUGGUUGGGAAGAGUAGGAAUAAAUACCAGUAUAGCGAAGGGUCAUGUAAGUCUGAUGAUCAACGUUCGGAGGGAUCCUCCAUAUUGUCCAGUAAAUUUUUCCUUCGAGACUCAACGAUCCACGGAAAGAAAAAGGCAAAAUCUAAAUGUUGCAAUACCAGUGAGAAAGGUAACACGAAUGACUGUAUACACGAAGGAGCGCCUGUCAAGUCUCAGCCUCCGCUUAUCGCAAAGUGGCGUAACGGUGUGAAAUUGCAGCUUCCAGGCAGAUUCGACGGAGACGAUUUAUACGAGGGGCUAAAAAGAGCACAAAGAUCCAGACUGGAGGACCAGAGAGGAACCGAAAUCAAUUUCGAGCUACCGGAUUUUUUGAAGAACAAGGAGAAUGGGAAACCGUCGGAUUGUAACAAGAUGCGAAGAAGCCGAGCGGUGUCGGCCAAUUGCGAGGGCACCACCAAGUUUUACGAUUCUAACGAGGAUAAGCAACAAAGCUGCAGCGGCGGACACGAGUAUCUCGCCGCGCACGUGACGAACGGAGGUGGUGUGAAUGAACGUUUCUCGGCCCUGGUUAAUAUUACGGAGCCUCUGAGUAAGUGCCUCGACAGCUCGUUCACCUUAGACGCUGACAGAACGUUAGUGGACGGAGAUCAGACGGUCGUAGAGAACGGUACGAAUCCCCAAUCGAAGGCCUUACACUCAGGAUGUUACAGUACGGACGCGUCUCGCGCGAAAUUACCGAAACCUCCGCCGUUACCGCCGAAACCGAAAAAUCUCGUCGUGAAUGUAGUGAAAAGCGGUUACAUCAUGUCCCCGAAAUCCCUACAGAGGCCUAAUCAUGUGAUCGAAUGAAGCUUGUGAAAGUUCGUAGAGAGAGAGAGAAAGAGAGAGAGAGAGAAAGCGAGAGAGAGAGAGAGAGAAAAAGAAUAUUUUUCUCUUGGCAUUUCGCGCGAUCGUUCGUUGAGACGCGGUGAGUGAAGCCAUCGUAUUGUAUCACGUCCACGGAAUUGUUCGACAGGCAGAGAUGACUAUUUAUGCGAAAGUUCACUCGGACGGAAGAUAUAUCAGGAACGGAUUAAUCGCAUUCCCCCACAUUAUGCAUUUCUACGUUAUAUAUAUUCACAUUCCGCGAUUUAGAUCUUAAAACGGAAACGUUCUGUCCCGUCUCUAUGCCUUAAAAAUUAGGUGAUAUAAUAUUGUACGCGCGACAUAUAUAUAUAUUUUAUAUAUUCAGAAUUUUUAUCGUCAAGAGCUUGUCUUGACCAGAGAAACGGGAAAAGUCCAGGUGACAAUUCAUGCGCUUAUUAGGUGGUUACAUAGGAACAAAUUUUAAUAAAAAAAAAAAAUAGAGUUCCAAAGGUCGGAAUACACAGUAGAAUAGAUGAAAAAGAAGGAGAAGAGAUUGUUCUCAGUAUUUCAAAUAACUUUGUAUCUCGGUUGCAUAUAUUUUCCGCAAAAUUAACGCCCCAUAUAGGAUAAUUUGUUUAUAAAGUUAUCUUAUUACGCACCCACGCUGGAGUGUUGUGUGUGCGUUUUGCUUUGUAACAACGAAGAUACUCAUCGUAGGGAAUUACGCGAGGCAAAUCGUGACGCGCUAUACCGUGAGACAUGCUAAUAUAUUGUAUUACCUGACUACCUGAAGUAGAUAAGCCAAUAAAUCUUCUAAAUUUUAUAGAAAGAGAGAAACUUUAUGUGCAUUAUACUUCGACGUUGCACCGUCUUGAACUCUCUCGCUUGUGAAGGCGACGAAGGACGACGGCAACGUAAUUGCCUUACGUUAAUAUAUAUACUUCAAAUUCUCCAUGUACUGUGUGAAUGAAUAUAACGAAUUCUAACGAUUAUAACAAUUUUCGAGCAAUUUUGCAACGACAUUUUGAUACCUGCGAUACCUUUAACGUUAGCAUGUAAAAUUGUCGAUAAAAGCGACUCCUUGCAAUGCUCUGACAUGGUAUGGCCACUUUUUAGCGUCGCAGUGAAAACAGUAAAGCCUUCUUCGUUAGUUAGUUUAUUGCAAGUUAUCGAGCAGCUAUACAUAUAUAGAGGCUUUUCGCACAAGCGAGGAUAUUAAUAUUUGGUUCAGUAUCAACAUAUCGAUGACAAGAGGAAUGUUUCUCUGGUAACACAAUUGUUGGAUUCUUCGUUAUGCAUUAAAAAUUGUUCGCAGCAUUGUAAGUAUAUUACGUAUUUAUUACACACAAAUAUAUAUUUAUAAUACUGUGCGUGUUACGUGUUAAAAGGGAGCAUUGUAACGUAGCUCCGAUCGUAACGGCGUUGACAACGAAAACAAUGAAUUCAUAGAUCUGUGACAUAACAUUUUUACAUCAUAUAAAUCGAUAAAUAAAUUAUACGAAAGUUU